Phytophthora sojae is the source of this 1212-nucleotide messenger RNA. RefSeq lists its product as hypothetical. NCBI's taxonomy places the organism in Eukaryota, Oomycota, Peronosporomycetes, Peronosporales, Peronosporaceae. The transcript has a single exon. Bases 1 to 1212 code for a protein of 403 amino acids. The record is from RefSeq and is a predicted model, not a curated record.
AUGGUGAAGCUCUUCUGCGCGAUCGUUGGUGCGGCGGGCAGUGCGUUUCCUGUGGACAUUGACGCGGGUCAGUCGGUGGGAGACCUAAAGAAGGCGAUCAAGGCGGAGAAGACGAACAAGUUGAAGGACAUCGAUGCAGGUGACCUGCAGCUCUUCCUGGCGAAGACGGCGGACGGCGCGUGGUUCUCAUCGAAGGACCCUGAUGUGAUUUCUAUGCGAAGUGGAGGCAUUCCUGAACAAGUGAAGACACUGCUGAACGUGGAAAUGGACCCAGCAGAUGAGAUUGGCGACGUGUUUGAAGGUGCUCCAACGAAGAAGACGAUUCACGUGCUGGUGGUUGCAGAUCGGGAGUGCCUUGAAGUCCAGGACGCUGAAAUUGCACCGCACCCGAGUCGCAAGAGACGAUGGGACAAGUUGAACGAGGUUCUUGAUAAGAACAAGAAAGCGAAGAAGGCUGCCGGCUCCACGGGUUUCUCGUACGUGUCGUUCCCGGAGAUUGACAGCAUCAUUGCAGAUCGGGAGUGCCUUGAAGUCCAGGACGCUGAAAUUGCACCGCACCCGAGUCGUAAGAGACGAUGGGACAAGUUGAACGAGGUUCUUGAUAAGAACAAGAAAGCGAAGAAGGCUGCCGGCUCCACGGGUUUCUCGUACGUGUCGUUCCCGGAGAUUGACAGCAUCAUGCCAGCGACCAAGUAUCGACCAUCGUCAAAGCCUAUCCCUGACGAAAAGCUUGAUGCGCUGCAUAGAUACUUUCCUAUCUUGAUCAAGGCUUUUGGAGAUAUCAUUACUGGAAAGCGACUGCACUUCAUCGUGCCCGUGCUUGCAAGUGUCUGUGCGCUGUUCGAUGGAGGCGUCCAAAUCCUGGCCGAAGAAACCGUGAUUGGGAAACGUGUUCACGGAGACGGAGCCUUUGAGUUCGUGCUUAAGCGCGGCGAGAAACGAGUUUGCAUUGUGGAAGCGAAACGUGACGAUUUCCAGCAGGGUCUUGCUCAAGCUUACGUGGGAAGUGAAGCACUUGCGGAUGUAGAAGGACUGCCGAAAGUGUACAGCAUUGUCACGAACUUCUUGGAAUGGGUCUUCUCGAGAAGUCUGGAUGAAAAAAUUGAGCGUGCGACACCCGUGAUGAUGGUGAUGGAGAAUGACGUUCCUGCACCUGAAUCAGUGAAGCAGAUUGCGGGCAUGAUUUACUCCAUCCUGUCGGAAGACAACUAG